Molecule: messenger RNA, 805 nt
Organism: Ruditapes philippinarum (Manila clam)
Lineage: Eukaryota; Metazoa; Mollusca; Bivalvia; Venerida; Veneridae
Product: cerebellin-2-like
Exons: 4
Coding region: 279-800 (173 amino acids)
Molecular function (GO): protein binding
Source: RefSeq, a predicted model, not a curated record
CUUUGGACUGUCAUGAAUGUUAUAGUAAAGAUAAAUGCAAUAAAAAUCUGUGUGCACAUUUAACACAACAUGAUGGAUGGGCUAAAUGGUCGAACUGGGACACAUGUUCUGUAACAUGUGGUGUAGGUAUAGAAAGACGGCAUCGUAAUUGCUCGAACCCGGUACCAGACAGAAACGGACUUCAAUGUUUCGGCGACACACUAGAUGAUAGAAUAUGCUUACCGGGUCCAUGUGCAAAUGGUGGUUGGACUGACUGGGGACAAUGGAGCACCUGUUCAAUGACGUGUGGGGACGGAUUAAAGUCUAGAUCACGUACCUGCACAAACCCGUCACCAUCGCCUCUGGGAAAAUAUUGUGAUGGGGAUUCUGUAGAAGAUGUUUCUUGUACGAAUGUCGGUUGCAGUCCAAACAUAGUAUUUAAAGCUCAGGAUGUAACAAACAAAAAUCCUGGCGAUGGAGGCACUAUAAUAUUUGGCUCUACAUUUGUUAAUGAAGGGAAUGCUUAUAAUACAUCUACUGGAAUCUUCACUGCGCCUGUAAACGGAACGUACUCAUUUAGUUUACAAUUGUGUUCACUCAUGAACAACUAUUUCCUCACGGCUAUCAUGAUAGAUGGGACAACAUAUGCUACCUUAUAUGUUUAUGAUAAAGAUGCGUACCCAUGUGAUAGUACAGACACGGUUGCUGUUUUACAUGAACAUUCAAAAGUAUUUGUUAAAUGCACUCAUCGUUGUCUCAAUGCUGUAUUUGAAGAUAACUUUCAUAUGAACUCUUUCUCUGGAUAUCUGGUUCACCAAUAAACUAA